Cryptomeria japonica (Japanese cedar) is the source of this 2285-nucleotide messenger RNA. RefSeq names its product protein EDS1B. Gene Ontology annotation, biological process: lipid metabolic process. The transcript is spliced from 4 exons. The coding region runs from base 176 to 2038 and encodes 620 amino acids. The record is from RefSeq and is a predicted model, not a curated record. NCBI's taxonomy places the organism in Eukaryota, Viridiplantae, Streptophyta, Pinopsida, Cupressales, Cupressaceae.
CUUCUUUGCUUGCUACCUAGAUGUUGCCUCGGUAGUUCCCUCCCCUUUACCCCUUCACUUGUUUUUCCAGAAUAUCAUCAUUUAUUGUCAUUUAUAAACACAAAGAUCCACCCACCUCUUUAAAAAUAGCAUUUGUCGCAGGAGAUCAAGUCAAGCAAGCAGCAGUUUCCAAACUAUGGGUUUCGAUCAGCAGAUCACACCACGGUUCAGUGAUGGUCAGGAACUAGCAACUUUGAUUACAUCCUGCGGGAUCCUGCACAAAUGUUGGGAGGAGAUCCGUAAUGUUUGUAGAAAUGACGUAGAAUUUUUUCUGAAAGAAGAUGAAGGUGUAGCAUAUGCGACCUUUCCUUCAUUUUCUACUGAAGAUUUCGUAGUCACAGACAGUAAAUAUGGGGAAUACAGUAUCCAGAAUGAGAAAAUCUUCUCUGUUAGCCUCAAGGGUGAUGAUGAUAAGCCGGCCCUUGUUCACAAGGGAGCUUUCAACCGAUUCGUGCGUAUUCUGGAAAGUUCAGAUUUCAAAAACAAGAUACAAGGUUUGAGGUCACAAGCCAUUAUAUUUACUGGCCAUUCCAUGGGAGGUGCAGUUGCAACCCUGGCCACUCUCUGGUUUCUGCAAAAGAAGGCAAGAAAUCUAUCUUAUUUUUGCAUUACUUUUGGUUCUCCUUUGGUGGGAAAUUCUGUACUUGGGGAGGCAAUUGGGCGUGAAGAUUGGACGGGAAAAUUUUGUCAUGUUGUCUCCAAGUAUGAUAUUGUUCCUAGGAUGCUCCUUGCACCAGUUGAAUCAAUUGCCAAGCCUUUGAAUGCAAUUGUGCCUCACUGGGGGAGCAUAAUGGGGAUUAACCAUGUUGCUGUAACACAUCUUUCUAUACCAGAGGCUUGUCAAACUCUUCUCGAGAAAGUCCUGCAGUACACAUCUACAAUAGCAAAUAAUUACCAAAGAGAGUCUGGUCUGAGAAGUCCAUAUAGACCCUUUGGUACUUACAUGUUUUGUUCAACCCAAGGUGCAGCUUGUAUUGAUGACUCUGAAGCUGUCCUGAAGAUGCUGCAUUUCACUAUGCAAGGAAUGCCUUUUGAUCAACUUGCAGGCACCUGUGCUUCAGAUCACAUAGGUUAUAGCCAUGUGUUGGAAGUUAUCACCAAAAGCUUGCUAAACGCAAUGUCAAUUGCCAACUUUGCUGCAGACUCCUUUGAGAUGGGAAUAGCGCUGGAAUUGGAAGCAAUGGGUGUUGGGGCUCAGGGGAACACUCACGCAUCCCUUGCACUCGGAAAAGCCGGAGAGACGAAAAAAGCCCAAGAUAUGAAGAUUGAGAAAUUAAAUAUCAACUUGAGCAAAAGCCAAAGUUACAUGGCAGAGGUGGAAUGGUACAAAGGGCGUUGUAAGAAGAGCUCUGGCUACUAUAAUUCUUUCAAACAGCAGGGUGAAAAGCCAGAGUUUCAUGUAAAUUUGGCUAGAAUAAAGUUAGAAACAUUCUGGGAUGAAAUUGUUGAGAUGGAGGAGAAGCAUGAGUUGCCCAGUGACUUCCGAUGCCAAAAUAAAUGGAUCAAUGCUGGCACUGCAUAUAGAAGACUUGUAGAACCUCUGGACAUUGCACACUACUACCGUACACGGAAGGACAAUAAAAGUUAUCUUGCAGAUGGGGUGAGACCCCACCGUCACACGGGUCUGGAGAAAUGGAUGAAAGAAAAAGAACAAACUCGAGUUGGAAGAGACAAGAAGGAUCGCACAAAAUUUGCAUCCUUAACUCUGGACUCCUGUUUUUGGGCUCAUUUAGAAGAUGCUUGUCAAGAAUUGAAAUGUCUCCAGCAAGCGCAAGACCAGCAUCAAGGCAUAAAUGCCUUACUGCAAGAAAGCCAAGAGUUUGAAAAUUAUAUUUGGGGUAUGAUCAGAGACAAGAGUAUUUCUGUAGAGGUUUUCGGGGAGCAGAGUAUCUUUAUGAGUUGGUGGGAACAAUACAGCAACCUUCGUCAACUUCAAUCUCCACAAUGGAAAUCAAGCUCCCCUUUGUUCAACUUCAUGUCAAAUAAAAGCUGGAAGUAGAAAUUUCAGAACAAAGAGCUUUUUCCUACAUUGAAAAAGAUCUUUUAAUAUUAUUUUCUGUUGGAACAAUGGAAGUAGUAAUUUCCGUUGUUUCUUGCUUCUGCUUGAUAAAAUAUAUUCUCUUUUCUAUUGGAUGACUGUAUAUUACAUUUCCAAUGAUGAGUGGAUAAAUGGACUCCGUCAUGUCUGUUGAGUUUUUGAAAUAUAAUAUAUGUAUUCAAUGGCACUGUGCUGCAUUUGAAGUUUA